UCAAAGGUUGUGCGCCACUGUGUAUUUUUGAAAUCCUAGCGGAUUGCAAUGGAAAUACCAUGGAUUGAGAAGUACAGACCGAGCUCGAUAGAAGAUCUUAUAAGUCAUGACGACAUAUCAAAAACUAGUAUUUCCAAAUAAAUUCAACUGCUGUUGUAGUAAAGAGAUUUAUUGAUAAUGACAGGCUACCGCAUUUACUGUUUUAUGGUCCACCGGGAACGGGAAAAACUAGCACUAUCCUAGCUGCCGCAAAGCGUUUGUACUCUCGUCAGUUUGCAUCCAUGGUUUUAGAGCUUAAUGCCUCCGAUGAUCGGGGGAUUGAUGUUGUUCGUGAACAAGUACUGAGUUUCGCCAGCACGAAAACUCUCUUCGCUGGAAAAUUCAAGCUGGUUAUUCUAGACGAAGCUGAUUCCAUGACAAAAGACGCUCAAAAUGCACUUCGAAGAAUUAUCGAAAAAUUUACGGAAAACACCCGAUUUUGUUUAAUUUGUAACUACUUGUCGAAAAUUAUCCCUGCAAUCCAAUCACGGUGCACCAAGUUCCGUUUUGCACCACUGCCCUUCAAUGAUGUCAGUGUGUGUCUUCGAAAAAUUGCAUCAAAUGAAGGCGUCGAUUUAACAGACGAUGGAGUAAAAGCAAUUUAUCAGUUUGCAGCUGGGGAUAUGCGUAAAUCUAUCAACUUAUUACAGAGUACAUCUAUGUCUUCAAAAACUGUCGACGGACCUUCUGUCUAUGCUUGUGUUGCAUAUCCUUCACCGGCUGAGGUUCGAUCGCUAUUGGAUCAUGUACUGAAUGAACCGAUCAGUACUGCCUAUCACAAUAUUACAGCAGUAAAAAAUUUGAAAGGAAUUGCAUUGCAAGAUAUAAUUACAGAAAUUCAUCCAUUGAUAAUGCGUAUUGAUUUGCCGGAUGCAAUACGCUGUGAUUUAUUAAUUGCGUUAUCCGAUAUAGAAAAUCGUAUGUCACAAGGAGCAUCAGAAAGAUUACAAUUGGGUGCAUUUGUUUCAGCAUUUACUCGAGCAAAAAUAGCACUAGAGUCCAAGAUUCUCUAAAAAAAAGAGUUCUCCAUUUCAAUUAUGUUCUCAUGUUUAAUAAAUCAAUCUUUGCAA
This is a messenger RNA of Schistosoma curassoni, 1109 nucleotides long. The record is from the annotation of a GenBank genome assembly. Lineage: Eukaryota; Metazoa; Platyhelminthes; Trematoda; Strigeidida; Schistosomatidae.